Lates calcarifer (barramundi perch) is the source of this 2633-nucleotide messenger RNA. RefSeq names its product protocadherin alpha-3-like. The record is from RefSeq and is a predicted model, not a curated record. Gene Ontology annotation, molecular function: calcium ion binding. Gene Ontology annotation, biological process: homophilic cell-cell adhesion. NCBI's taxonomy places the organism in Eukaryota, Metazoa, Chordata, Actinopteri, Centropomidae. The coding region runs from base 135 to 2582 and encodes 815 amino acids. Gene Ontology annotation, cellular component: plasma membrane. The transcript has a single exon.
AUUGCGUUGCCCUCUCUUUCGUUUACUCUACAAAGAGAAAGAAUAUGGAUUCUGUCAUCUCGCCUUUAUUCUAAACUACUAGGUGGGAUUUUGGAGAUUGGAAUCUGUAUGCUUUGUUCACGCUGGAUAAAAAUAUGUCGACGCGGAGGAUAUGCAGCCCUUUUUGGAUUUAUAUAGUCGUUGUUCUGCUUGAUUGUUGCUGGGAAGCGGUGUCUGGGCAGCUCUCUUACUCUGUAUCAGAGGAGGUGAACCCGGGAACUUCUGUGGGAAAUAUCGCUAAAGAUCUAAAUCUUAAUGUUCACGACUUGGAGGCUCGUAUGUUUCAGAUUGUCAGUGGAUCAAAGAGAAAAUAUUUUGAUGUAAAUCUGAAAACGGGUGUCCUUUAUGUCAAUGAAAGAAUAGACCGUGAGGAGCUGUGUGGGAAGGCUACAAGAUGUACCGUCAGUGUAGAGGCCGUGAUAAACAGUCCACUGAAGUUGUAUCGUUUGGAGAUAAAUAUAGUCGAUAUAAAUGAUAAUGCACCAUUUUUCUCUGAGAAUUUGCAGUCUCUUAACAUUGCUGAAAGUACAGUGCCAGGGGGGACAUUUGGAUUUAUUGGGGCGUCAGAUUUCGACGUGGGUAAGAAUAGUGUGAGUACAUACAAGCUGAGUCCAAAUGAUUAUUUUUCUUUAGAGAUUCACAAGGGGGGAGAAAGUGUGUCUGCCAUGCUUGUGCUUCAGAAAGCGUUAGAUCGAGAAACACAACCUAUAAUAAAACUUACAGUGACCGCAGUCGAUGGCGGAAAUCCACAAAAGUCAGCUACAUCCCAAAUUAUUAUAAAUGUUUUAGACAUUAACGACAAUGCUCCGAUUUUCAGCAGCCCUUUAUAUAAGGCACGCAUUUCUGAAAACUUACCAGUAGGUAAAACUGUCAUAGUUUUAAAUGCAACAGACGCAGACGAAGGUUUAAACAGUGAAAUAGAAUACUCACUGAGAAGUAAAGGUCAGGACCGUGUUUUAGAUUUAUUUCAAAUUGACUCUAAAACAGGUGCAAUUUUAGUUAAAGGUAAGAUCGACUAUGAGGAAAAUCCAGCCUUUGAAAUUCAUGCACAGGCCAGUGACAAAGGCCAGCCUCCGAUGUCUGCUCAUUGUAAGGUGCUGGUAGAAGUGGUGGACCUGAACGACAACGCUCCUGAAGUCACUGUAACGUCACUACUAAACACAGUGAAGGAGGACGCUGAAGUAGGUACUGCUAUUGCACUUGUUUCUGUUCUGGAUAAAGACAGUGGGAAAAACGGGGCAGUAAAAGCUGUAAUUGCAAAUGAUGCCCCAUUUAAACUGGAAACAAAUUAUAAAAAUUAUUACUCAUUAGUAGUUAAUGGUCCGCUUGAUAGAGAAACUAAGGCCCAAUACAAUGUUACUAUCGUAGCAAGUGAUGAAGGGACUCCACCUCUAUCCAGCACCAACAUAGUUACUGUUCACGUUUCUGAUGUCAAUGAUAACGCACCUCGGUUCCCAGAGCCCGUAAUUAAUGUAUACGUAAAUGAGAACAGUCCAGUAGGAGCAGUUAUUAAAACAGUGACUGCAACUGAUGCUGAUGUCGAGCGUAACGGUCAAGUGAGCUAUUCGUUUUUACAAAGUAACAGUGACUCGUUGCCAUUAUCUACAAUGGUGAACAUCAACUCAGAGACUGGAGAUAUAGUCAGUUUGCAGUCUUUUAACUUCGAGGAGUUAAAAACGUUUCAGUUUAAAGUUCAGGCCACAGACUCUGGUGUUCCUCCGCUCAGCAGCAACGUGACUGUGAACGUUUUUAUCCUGGAUGAGAAUGACAACAGUCCCUCGAUUCUCGCGCCCUAUUCUGAGCAUGGUUCCAUUAACAGUGAGAGCAUCCCCUAUUCUGCUGAAGCGGGAUACUUUGUAGCAAAGAUCAGGGCUGUAGACGCAGACUCUGGACACAAUGCGCUGCUUUCUUAUCACCUCUCUGAGCCCAAAGGAAACAACCUCUUCAGGAUCGGAACCAGCACCGGGGAAAUCAGGACUAAGAGGAGAAUGAGUGACAAUGACCUGAAAACUCACCCCUUGGUGGUGUUGGUUUCUGAUAACGGAGAACCCUCCCUGUCAGCUACUGUGUCUAUUGAUGUGGUGGUGGUUGAAAGCACAGCUGACAUCCAGACUCAGUUCAGACAUGUGCCCAUAAAGGAGGACAGCUUCUCUGACUUAAACCUGUAUCUGCUGAUCGCCAUUGUGUCGGUGUCAGUCAUCUUUCUGCUGAGUCUCAUCAGUUUAAUAGCUGUCAAAUGUCACAGGACAGACGGCAGUUUCAGCAGGUACGGUCCUCCAAUGAUCACCACCCACCCUGACGGGAGCUGGUCUUACUCUAAAGCUACUCAGCAGUAUGACGUCUGUUUCAGCUCAGACACGCUCAAGAGUGACGUAGUGGUUUUCCCCGCACCGUUUCCGCCUGUAGAUGGAGAACUGAUCAGUAUUAACGGAGGAGACACUUUUACCAGAACUCAGACUUUACCCAACAAAGAGAAGGUAAGACCCCUCCACCCCCCACCCCCCAAAAAACAAACAAAAACUUACAUGCCUUAUUUAAUAUGAUCAAAUGGUUUUACCCUGCAGAGCUGAGACCGUGAGCACGCCCCCGCCAUU